Messenger RNA from Amoebophrya sp. A120, 7203 nucleotides. The record is from the annotation of a GenBank genome assembly. Lineage: Eukaryota; Dinophyceae; Syndiniales; Amoebophryaceae.
AGUGAUAGUGUUGAAACUUCUGAAAGAGAGAAGUGGUGCUUAGUUAUUGACAUACUCAAAGGGUUUUGCUCCUGUAGUUCCCUCAUCCAUUCCAACAACUCGAAAACCUCCCAGUACUAGUGCCAUCACCUGAAAAUAAAAAAAGCCAUGUGUGCGCGUCCUGGCGAGGACAUGGCUGUUGUUCCGGAACAACAUCACACGGCGACCGCGGUGUUCCGGUCAGAGUGGUUUUGGACCACCCUCCUGCCGUACUGCUCCUGGGAGGAACGCUUUGGCAGUCUGUUGAUGUGCAAGUGGGACGCCGACACCGUUGAGGACUUCUGGUCCCUCCUCUGCAUGCGCCUCGCGUCGGAACGCCAUCUGACCCUGAUGCCGCGCAGGUUCUUUGGCAAGAUCAAGGUUGGCAACGCGAAGGAGUACUUCUGGCAGCUGUGGAGCUUGCGGAACCGCUUCUUUCUGCACGAAGAAAGUAUGAUCUUCGUCGACGUCGAACGCGUUGCGCCCUACGGACUUCGCUACAGUACGGAAAAUAAGUCCAGGUGGUCGAAAAAAUCUUUCGUGCUUUGCUCGCAGUCCGCCGCUGUGGCUGGGGAGGGCAGCGAAACCCUGCUGCCGAAAGAGGAGGAGGAUCAUGAGGUGAAGGCUCUUGGAACCAAGCCAGUUUCGUUGAACAUCAGUACUUGUCAAGCUGUGAAAGAACAAGAGACGAUGAAAAAACAGCAGACAAUCGCCACAGAAAAUGCGAAAGUGGAAGAUGAAGACGCCUCCAGCCCCGUGGUCGUCGUCCCACAGGUGCUCCAGACAGUGUGUCGCUUUCGCCCUAGUUCCUGUUUCAAGGAGACCGCGGAAAACACGGCAACAAGCAACAAGGUGACCAUUCCGCUGCACCAGCGCGUGGCGCUGCUCCGCGAAAAGGGCUACUCCAAAUUGCAAGCGCAACAAAAAGCGCUCGAAUUUGAGCGCGCAUUGCACGCAGCGAGGAAGCAGGAGAACGCCGAUCUCGAGGCGCUUUCCGCCGCUUCCACAACUGCAUCGAGCGGGGACAGUUAUGAACUGCAAAAGUAUGGUACUCGUACUCAUUGCAAAUAUGCAUGAUGACAAAUCUUCUUUCUAAAGUAAAACAGCAUUACAAAUUGCAUUUGUCAUGCUGAGAAAAUCUGUAAUGCAAUUUGUACUAGUACGAUGCUUUUGCACAGGAUAACAGUGAGUAUGAUAACAAGCCCUCCUGCCCUGCUUCUGCAUCAACCGCGGCGAGCAAGUACCAGCUGCGCGCGUCGGUCCUGAACUACACGAAAAGUGAAGUUUUUACGCUGUGUCCGGGCGUGGUAUCCUGAGUAAAAACGUACCCACACCAGAGUCAGGAUGGGGAUUUUGCAACACAAACCUAGGAGUUUUGUGAGUCACGCAUGACAAAAUGCACUCUGCAGUGUAGUGCAGGUUAGCAAGUGCAGCCGCAUCACAGAUUCAUCUGCUCAUCCUGUUCACAGCAUCACAAAUUCCAAAACACGAUUGGAAAUGGCUCUCAUGGGGAUGCGCAUUACAAGUCUUCCACUUCCUGUCUUUGCAAAUCUGCAUUACAGCUCUGGUGUGGGUACGUUUUUACUCAGGAUGCGUAGGCGCGAAGCGCUACGAGUUCGACACUGUGUUUGGGGACAAGAGCGCCACGGGGGAAUUGUUUGAGCUGGCGCUGUAUGCCUUGCAAAUAUGUCUGGGUCUGGAAGCGUGCAAACUAGUGAUGCGCAUUUCACAACACACACAAACUUUCUCAUGCAUAAAUAGGCAACAAAAGUUUCCCACUUUCUGUCACCAAAAUGGAGGACUUGUCAUGCGGAUUAGGCAUUGCGGAACCUUUCUCGAGACCUCUCCCUCUGAUAGUACUCGGGCUCCCAUGCCAGACCGUGCGUGUCAUGCAAAAACAGCAUGUGUCUUCCAGAUCCAGGAGACAUAUUUGCAUGGAAUGCGUUUCCCUUGAUCAAUUCCUUUCUGAACGGGGAAGACAGCUGCAUUUUUUCCUACGGCCAGACGGGCAGCGGCAAAACCUUCACGAUGUUCGGCAAGUAUCCUGUGCAAAAGUAUCGUACUCGUAUAGAAAUAAAUGCAAGUCUUGCAUUACAAAUCUUGUUCCCAAGGCAAAUCUGCAUUACAAAUUUUAUUUCUCACGCUGAGGAAAUUUGUAUUGCAAUUACUACUAGUGCGAUGCUUUUGCAAUGCAUAGCAAGGACGAGGAAACCACGUUGGAAAACCUGCGUUCGCUGGCCCUCGCCGCCUUUCCCGCGCCCACCGGCGUCGUCAAUGUCUACGGGCGAGGGCCGAAGAUGGUGAACAACGCAGGUACUGUUGUCCUGGAGGACGAGGGCGGGAACAUCAACGAUACUUGUAAAACCCCUAGUGAACAAGUAAAACGGGAACACCAGCACGACCAAAAAACAGCAGAAGACGCUCUUGUUCGUGUCCCCGUCUAUCCUGUGCAAAAGUAUCGUAGUAAUUGCAAUUAUUAUGCAUGACAAAUCUCUUCCUCAAGGUAAAUCAGCAUCAUAAGUUUCAUUUCUCAUGCUGAUUAAAUUUGUCAUGCAAUCACUACUAGUACGAUACUUUUGCAAUGCAUACCGUCGUCCCGCUACACGACGGGCCAGAGCGGUCGGAGCAGAUGGAGAUUUUGUCUGCAACCACCGGUUUGAUUCCGCAGACGCUGCUGUACUUGCUGCGCCGCAAGCCGCACGCGCUUUCCCUGACGCUUUCGUUCGUCGAAGUGUUCGGGAACACGGUCCGCGACUUGCUCACCGGCGAGGUGGUCCAUUCCCUCGUCUCCGACCCACCGACCGAGCGGGAUUUGAAUAGCGUCGCAGACAUUUACCACUUUCUGCACGACGGCGCACAGCACAAGCGCGCCGCGGCCACCGCCAUGAACGCGAAGUCCACCCGCGCGCACGCAGUGGUGCUCGUAAAGCUGCGCACGCCGGAAGAUUAUGGUGCACUUGCUGAGGCGGAACGAUACUGCCCAAUAAACAAGUCCUCACCCUUUUAUGUGCAGCAAGAACUUCUAGGACAUCAAGUCGAUCAGAGCCAGAGUUCCUCCUCUGCGUCCUCCUCUCGUCGCCCGGCACCCGGAGUUGUUGAGGACAAUUAUCUGCGGAAACCAAAAAAUAAACCGCCGCGGGGGCCGGUGUGCUCGCAACUGAUUCUGCUGGAUCUCGGCGGGAGCGAGAAGCUGGAGCGGAGCCGCGUGCAUGAGGACGUCCGUGCGCCUGGUGGCUUCGUGAGCGGCGACCAGGUGCACGCGGAGACUAUAUCGCGAGAAAAAAGUGUUACAACAGUUACACAUUGUGUUGCAGACAAAAAAAAGACAGACAAGCUCUGUCAUGCAGGAUAAUAUGCGUAGGAGCCUCGUUUCAUAGGUGUUUUCCCGUAGGAUUUCUGCAUUGCAAGUUUUCUCUCUCAUGCAGAGAAAUUUGUGUUGCUGAUUUGACAGCAAAUGUAUAACUGUAACACUUUUUUCGUGGGAUAGACUACCUGGAAGGAGUACUACAAGUCCAGGACCCGCUAUCAAACAAAAAAAGGUCGUCGCGAUCACUCAUGCGCAUUUUUGCAAUACAAAACUUCCUGCCAUGCGUAAAAAUGCAUCACAGCCAAACUUCCUUAGGGAUUUCCCUAGUGUUUCUGCAAUACAAAGAAACGCUGUGAUGCUGAAAAAAUUGUAUAUGCAAAACCUGAAAGGUAGUGAGAGUGACUGUGACAAACUUUUCGAGAAAGUGACGCUGUGAAACCUAGAAAUCAAUAGAUUCCGCUCGGGCAAGGUCGUUUAAGGUUUCCCGGGAAACCUUCGGCUCAGCUCGUGCUAAAGUGUGUUGCAAUGCAACCGAAAACGCGGCGCGCGCAUGGACUCCGCUGCUGUUUGUGUACACAACCGCGCCGCGUCUGUGUUGGCGUCUCGUGUGCUUAUUUAAAUCGCCACAGCCGGCUGCGGAUUGCGAGCAACCUGGCGGCCCCGGCAAACCGGCGCACAUUUCCCGCGGAAUUUGCCUCGCGGAUUUCGUUUCUGGCCCAAUUUGGUCCGCCUCGGAGGGCCUUCCCCCGAUGUUGUGGCCUCGAUUUCGGGAGAGGAUUCCACAGAGGAUUCCGGAGAGGAUUCCAAAAUCCUCUCCGGAAUCCUCUGGCCCAAGUUGGGCCGCCUUUCGCGCCCUUUCCCCGACGGCACUGCCUCGAUUUCGGGGGAGGAUUCCACAGAGGUUUCUGGAGAGGAUUCCAAAAUCCCCUCCGGAAUCCUCUGGCCCAAGUUGAGCCGUCUUUCGCGCCCUUCCCCCGACGGCACUACCUCGAUUUCGAGAGAGGAUUCCACAGAGGAUUCCGGAGAGGAUUCCAAAAUCCUCCCCGGAAUCCUCUGGCCCAAGUUGAGCCGUCUUUCGCGGCCUUUCCCCGACGGCACUACCUCGAUUUCGGGGGAGGAUUCCACAGAGGAUUCCGGAGAGGAUUCCAAAAUUCUCUCCGGAAUCCUCUGGCCCAAGUUGAGCCCUCUUUCGCGCCCUUUCCCCGACGGCAUUGCCUCGAUUUCGGGAGAGGAUUCCCCAGAGGAUUCCGCAGAGGAUUCCAAAAUCCUCUCCGGAGUCCUCGGACCGGAUUCGCGCCGUCCCUGCUUCGCGGUCUUUCCCCGGCGGCACAGCGUCGAUUUCGGGAGGGGAUUCCGGAGGGGAUUCCUCCGGGGACUCCAAAAUCCUCUCCGGAAUCCCCUGGCCCAAUUUGUGUCGUCUGUCGUGCCCUUUCCCCCGUGGUACGCACUACCUCAGCCGGGCGGAUUUCCCCGGGAACAGGGCGGAUCCCCCGGAAAGCAGGCGGAUCCCCGGGGGGCGUGCGGAUCCCCCGGAGAACAGGUGGAUCCCGCGGGAAGCCGGCGGACCCCCUGGGCGAAGGCGGAUCCCGGGGGAACGGGCGGAUCCCCGGGUAGCAGGCGGAUCCCCGGGAAGCGGACGGAUCCCCUGGGCGAAGGCGGAUCCCCGGGAAGCGGACGGACCCCCGGGGCGCGGGCGGAUCCCCUGGGCGAAGGCGGAUCCCCGGAAAGCGUGCGGAUCCCCGGGAAGCGGAUGGACCCCCGGGGCGCGGGCGGAUCCCCGGGGCGAAGGCGGAUCCCCGGGGAGCGUGGGUGCGGACCCCCGGGGAGCGGGCGGAUCACCGAGUAACAGGCGGAUCCCCGGGGAACGGGUGGGCUCCUGGGCGAAGGCGGAUCCCCGGGGAGCGUGCGGAUCCCCGGGGAACGGGUGGAUCCCCUGGGCGAAGGCGGAUCCCCGGGGGGCGGGUGGAUCCCCUGGCCGAAGGCGGAUCCCCGGGGAGCGGGCGGAUCCCCGGGCACCGGGCGGAUCCCCGGAGAACAGGCGGAUCCCCGGGGAAUGGGCGGAUCGAUCCCCGGGGAGCGGGCGGAUCCCCCAAAAAAGUCCAGAAAUCGAAAUCGCGACGCUAUGCUUAUUUUUUUUCCCUCAUUCUCAACACAAGAAAACCACGCUGCCGUCGUGAUUCGUUGGCUUAGGUCUCAGAGCGUCAGGGUCUCAACUUUUUUCUCUCCAUACCCGCGUGCAGGAGACGGCUUUCAUCAACUUGGGGCUCCUUUCCUUGAAGCGCUGCAUCGCGGCACUGCUAGAAACGAACGAGAAUGGUCGUGUCCAGACCGAACAUAUCAAAUGCAAAAAUGUCUGGGUCUGGAAACUUGUGAUGCUGGUUGGCGUAUCAUGAGGCGGCCACAAGUGCUGGCUCAGCAUGACAAGUUUCUGAGCUUCGAGGUGUUGCCUGGUCUGCAUGACAAACUGCGUUUCUGCAUGACAGAAAAACGAGGCUCUUGGGUAACGUGCAUGACAGACUUUGGGGUCAUGCUGGCAGAGCAUGACAGACCUUCCAUUCUUCCAGACCCAGACAUUUUUACAAUCCAUAGCACAAGACCUUCCCCGCAUCCCGUUUUACGACAGCAAGCUGACCCAGAUCAUUAUCGCAAGAAAAAAGUGUUACAGUUACACACAUAGUCUAUGCAAGACCGGCAACACAGACAACCUUUCUCAUGCUGGAAAUGCUUACGAGCCGCGCCUCCUUCCUGUUUUCCCUUAUGAUCUUCGCAUUACAAGUUUUCUGUGUCACACAGAGAAAAUUUGUGAUGCAGAAACUCCAACAAAUGUGUAACUGUAACACUUUUUUCGUGGGAUAAUCAUGCGCCCGAGCUUGCUGUCCCGCAACCUGCUGUGCGUGAUCUGCGCCGGCGCCGAGGACGCGAACGCGGUCGAGAGCAUCGCCAGUCUGCGGUUCGGCGAGAACUGCCGCCAAUUGGGCGGGUUCGCCACCUACCUGGACAAGACCAAGCAGCAAAGCGGCAACGCGCUGUCGGAGAGCGUGCGGGUGUUGGAUCUCCGCAUCCAGGAGGUGCAGAAGGAGAUCAAGAAGAAGGAGCGGUGGGAUAUGACUUGCUCAAACGUUACAAUCUCAAACGUUACAAUAGAAUCUGGAAUUUGUGUUGCAUGAUGAGCAUGGCAGACUCGCACAGCGUUCCACCUUUCGCAAUACAAGUUUCGCCAGCUCGUCGUCAGGUUUGGGGCUCCGGAACUUGUCAUGCGCAAUCCUAUGAGACUUGGCUAGGUCAUGCACUCCUGCAUCACAGAUUUGCAUAUUCUAUUGCAACGCUUGAGACUGUACCACCUGAGCGGGUUAUAUGGGAGUGGCGAGAGAUAAAACGCAGCGAUGUAGUGGACGCCAUGGACACGAACCCGACGCAGCUGAACACGGACGAGGAAAUGGAGCUCGGGGGCAAGGGCGCGGUGGAAAUUUUUGCGGACGACGGAAAUUCCAAGAAGGAAACCAUCACGCACACGGUGCAGGGACAGGUCUUGGUGGGCGCGGAACAGGAGAACGAACUCCUGGCCAAGCUGCUCGACCAACGACGGAUGCUGCUUGGGGAAGAGUAGUGAAUGAAAUAAAGGGAUGGUACCAACAUUGGGAAUCGAUACUUUUUGAUAAAUACCAAAAUGAAAAUUUCCAAAAAGCAGCCUUGAUGUGCUUUGCAUCGAAAAAUAGAGUUGCUGGUUGCUCGUGCAGCUGUCUGUGUGAAGGAUGGUACGAUAAGAACUGCAAAAGAAGGAAAAUGCUAAAGUCACGACUGUAAAGGAGACUCAAUACCUACCGUUUUCGCAAUGGAAUCGAAUUUAGCAAGAACGCGCAGAACUUUUUCAAUUGAGA